AUGGCCACCGACAACGCUACAUCUCGACCCCGCAAACAAUUAAUCCUCAAUGCAUUCGUUGAAAUGUGUAGUGGCCACCAGUCCCCAGGGCUGUGGCGACACCCAGAGGACGAAUCGCACCGGUUCAACGACAUCGACCACUGGAUUGAGCUCGCAAAGCUUCUAGAAUCCGCCAAGUUCCACGGAAUCUUCAUCGCAGAUGUUCUAGGCGGCUACGACGUGUACAAAGGCCCCCGCAAUCUCGAACCAGCCAUUGUUUCUGGCGCGCAAUGGCCCGUCAACGAGCCAUUAGCUGUCGUACCUGCCAUGGCGGCCGCGACACAAAACAUCGGCUUCGGAGUGACUGUCACAACGACAUACGAGCAGCCGUAUCAUCUUGCUCGUCGGCUCUCUACGAUCGAUCAUCUCACUAAGGGACGGAUAGGAUGGAACAUCGUUACCGGAUAUCUCGACUCCGCAGCACGUAACCUAGGCCACACCCAACAACCCCAGCACGACGACCGCUACGCCCAAGCCGAAGAAUACAUCAAAGUGACCUACAAACUAUGGGAAUCCUCCUGGCGGUCCGACGCCGUCGUGCUCGACCGCACCCGCGGAAUCUACACAGACCCAACCCGAGUCCGCGAGAUCAACCACACCGGCAAAUACUUCACCGUCCCGGGCCCCCACAUCUGCCAACCCAGCCCGCAACGCACACCCGUGAUUCUCCAAGCGGGGACAUCCAAAGCCGGGAAGGCGUUCGCGGCACAGCAUGCCGAGGCGAUCUUCGUAGCGGGACAUAGUCCGUCCGUGGUGGCGAAGAAUAUUGCGGAGAUCCGCGAGACGGCGAAGACGCAGUUUGGACGGGAUCCCGCGGGGAUUAAGUUCUUGGCGCUGUUGUGUCCGGUGCUCGGGAGGACGGAGGAGGAGGCCUGGGAGAAGUUUAGGUAUUUUAGGAGUCUUGGGUCGAUUGAUGGUGCGUUGGCGCUGUUUGGGGGCUGGACGGGGAUUGAUCUCGAUCGGUAUGGGGAUGAUGAGGAGUUGAGGCAUGUGGAGAGUAAUGCGAUUCGGUCUGCCGUUGAGGGUUGGUCCAAGGCGACUCCGGAGGUCGAGAAGUGGACGAAGGCUACGGUGGGUCAACAUAUCACGGUGGGUGGAUUGGGUGCCACGCCAGUGGGAACGCCGGAGCAGGUGGCGGAUCAGAUGGAACGGUGGGUGAAUGAGGCGGAUGUGGAUGGGUUCAAUCUGGGGCAGGCAUAUGCUAUCAAACCCGGCUCCUUCAAGGAUAUCAUCGACUUGCUGAUCCCUGAACUCCGUAAGAGAGGCCUCUUCUGGGAUGACUACACGGUCAAGAAGGGAACGUACCGCGAAAACAUCUACGGCAAGGAAGGGCAGAGCGGCCCGCCGGCUGAUCAUCCGGCCGCAAAAUAUCGCUGGCAUGCAGGUGUUGAAGCAGCGGAUCAUCCGGUCCCGGAGAACUGAUUUGUACACAACGAUGCAAUGCCGCUAUAUAACGCAAGGACUGCUAUUGUAAAUCUCAC
Aspergillus vadensis CBS 113365 is the source of this 1520-nucleotide messenger RNA. Its product is annotated as LLM class flavin-dependent oxidoreductase. The record is from RefSeq and is a predicted model, not a curated record. Gene Ontology annotation, molecular function: monooxygenase activity; oxidoreductase activity, acting on paired donors, with incorporation or reduction of molecular oxygen. Bases 1 to 1461 code for a protein of 486 amino acids. Lineage: Eukaryota; Fungi; Ascomycota; Eurotiomycetes; Eurotiales; Aspergillaceae. The transcript has 8 exons.